This is a messenger RNA of Neltuma alba, 864 nucleotides long. RefSeq names its product homeobox-leucine zipper protein ATHB-40-like. Gene Ontology annotation, cellular component: nucleus. Gene Ontology annotation, molecular function: DNA-binding transcription factor activity, RNA polymerase II-specific; sequence-specific DNA binding. The coding region runs from base 14 to 658 and encodes 214 amino acids. The record is from RefSeq and is a predicted model, not a curated record. Gene Ontology annotation, biological process: positive regulation of DNA-templated transcription. The transcript is spliced from 3 exons. NCBI's taxonomy places the organism in Eukaryota, Viridiplantae, Streptophyta, Magnoliopsida, Fabales, Fabaceae.
ACACCACACCAUUAUGAUGAAUCAACAUCCUACUGAUGCUCAUAUGGCCCUCUUCUCUCACCUAUGCCCGCCUGGUUCAUACUCUCAAAUCAUCCCUCAACAAGGGGAAGCGAAGCGGAGACGACGUCGUAAGAAGGAGAAAAACCAAGCCGUGGGAACGAAGAAGAGGAAGCUCAGUGAGGAGCAAGUGAAUCUUCUGGAGCUAAACUUUGGGAACGAACAUAAAUUAGAGUCGGAGAGGAAGGACAGGCUGGCAUCGGAGCUUGGUCUUGAUCCUCGUCAGGUGGCCGUGUGGUUUCAAAACAGAAGGGCUCGGUGGAAGAAUCAGAAGCUGGAAGAAGCCUACUCCGACCUCAAGAAACUCCACGAAACCACCCUUCUCGAGAAGGGCCACCUCGAAGCUGAGGUAUCGAAGCUAAAGGGGCUGCUUUCGGAAGCAGAGAAGGAGAUCCAACGCCUGUUAGAGAGGGGGGAGAGAUCAGUUCUGUCGAACGAUGCUGCGAAUAGCCCAAGCUCAUCACAGACAAUGGAAGCAGGGGGGGACCCACUAUUUUUGGGGGAAUUCGGAGUCGAAGGUUACGACGAUGACGACGAUGUGUUGCUGUACCCAACAGAUCACUACCUGAAUUGCAUGGAAUGGCUCAGUUCGUACAUGUGAAGUGAAGCUGAUCCACUUAAAGCAUCUGUAGUUUAAUUGGUCGUAGCCCAUAUAUAUAUAUCUCUCUGUGUAUAUAUGUGCGUGACUCCUCCCCGUCAACGAUCCCCUAAAUGUAAAUGCCUCAUCGCCCUGUGGCGUACGUACGUAGGUAACGGUAGUGUAUGUGUGCUUGAUUAUUGACUAUGAUUUGGGAAAUUGAAUGUCAC